ACCACGCUCGCUCUAUCGUUCUUCUUCGCCCCCUACGCCGCCACGCUUCCUCUCCGGGGGGUUCCUCACCAGAGCUGCGCAGCCCGCAUGCCGCCGCCGCGGAUGGAGGUGGAAGCAGACAGGGAUGCGUCGCCACCGAACCAGCACCGCACCCGCGCCGGCAUGUGGUCGGCCACCACUUCCCAUUGCCGGAGCUUCGACUGCGGGGCGGCACAGGGAUCUCCGUCUAGAUCCGUCUCUGGAUCCUCGGGCGCGCCACAGUACGCCGGGGGGUAGAUCUCGAUCUCGGUGACAGACCUGUAUGCCCUGUUGGUGAGCUUGUUUCGUAGAAUGAUGCUCCACGAGACCUUGGGCAGCAGGACGACGGAGGUAUCGCAGGCAUUAUUGGCGGGGUGUAGCCGCGAUUUAGGUCAGCAAUUACCUAUUUGUGGAUUAGUUUUCUUUUUAAAAAAAAAUGUUCACCACCUCCGGCCCCCUCUACAAACCAGGGGAUUUUGGGUACUUCCAAGGUUUGCUGCAGAGUGUAUCAACCGCCGUGGAAAUGGCUGAGUUUUCUUCUGGUUUACACAACAACUCUGCAUAUCCAGUUGCUGCCGAUGGUCUUGCUGUUUCCUCUGGGCAGGGCACUGAUGUGGAUGAGAGUGGGUAUGCCAGUUCAGAGCCGUCGCCCCAUGAUGUGUACGCAGAUGACGAGGGUUGCAUGAAUGAACUGACAAUGGAACAGGGGGGCGCCGUGGUGUCAGGAGAAGGCAGCGCCAGCGAUACACGACUGCAAUCUGAUCAACAUCAACAGAGCAGGCACGGCUACUCCGAGCCGACCACGCGCUGUGAUAAACAAAGAAAGUGAGUGUACACGCUCAACUGCAUUUCCGCAAUAUCAUCGCGCCGCAGAGCAGUGGAG
Molecule: messenger RNA, 901 nt
Organism: Panicum hallii
Lineage: Eukaryota; Viridiplantae; Streptophyta; Magnoliopsida; Poales; Poaceae
Exons: 2
Coding region: 455-847 (130 amino acids)
Source: RefSeq, a predicted model, not a curated record